This is a messenger RNA of Magallana angulata, 1101 nucleotides long. RefSeq names its product heme transporter hrg1-A-like. Gene Ontology annotation, cellular component: lysosomal membrane; plasma membrane. Gene Ontology annotation, molecular function: heme binding; heme transmembrane transporter activity. The coding region runs from base 40 to 531 and encodes 163 amino acids. Gene Ontology annotation, biological process: heme transport. The record is from RefSeq and is a predicted model, not a curated record. The transcript is spliced from 3 exons. Lineage: Eukaryota; Metazoa; Mollusca; Bivalvia; Ostreida; Ostreidae.
AAAUAAUUUUGUCACUUGUUGCGAAACUCAGGCACGAAUAUGAGUCCGCCGAUUCCUCCCUCGUCUUGUUUGAUGAAAGUGAGAAUAACUUUUGCUGUCAUCGGGAUCUUAGUUGGCGUGUCAGUUCUAGCUGUAUUUGGAGCCAAGUACCACAAUUGGAAUGUGGCGAUAUGGGGACUAAUGUCAGGACUAGUUGCCUCUGUGGUGCUAUUUAUACACAUUGCCUACACAAAGAACUACUGGGAAGUCAAUCCGUAUCCACUGAAGCAAUUAAUGCUGGCGGGCUGCUUUGUUCAGCUGGCUGGAGUAUGUGGAUUUGUCACAUAUCUCACUUUAGCCAUUCUCAAUGAACAAGGACUGAUUAUAGAAGGUCCAGGAUUUUACUUGACUUGUGUCUGGUGUUUCAUGACCUGGAAAUGGGGAUUCCUCAUGCUUUAUUUCUCUCGGUCCUACAAACGUUUGUACCAACAAACUUAUUCCCUACUUCAUAAAACUGAUGACAGUGUAAACAGUCGCCAUAAUUAUUCCUAGCAUAGCUAAUUGACCUUUAUCCAACAUUUUGUGAGACUGUUGUUCUGUAUUUGUAAUAUCACAUGUUCUGUAUAUAUAAUGUCACUCGCUCUGUCUGUGUGUCACAUGUUCUGUACUUUGCAUUACUCUCUGCUUUCAGGCCUGUACUUGAGUGAAGGCCGAUAUAGUACCCAGAUAGAUGACAAGUAGAAAGGACAGUGAAAUUUAUAUUGAUUUGUUACUGAUGUCCUACUGUUGAUUCAUUCUUGAAAAUUUAUAUUGUUGUUACCAAUUGAAAAAAUGGUCAUUACCUAACAUUGUGUCCACGUGUUUUAAUAUUCACAGUACUAUUCAAGUACGCUGUACAUGUAUAUUGUUAUUAACAUAUCAAAUCAUGGGCAUUUUUCAAAUUGCAUUUUUCAAUGAAUGUACUGUUACAAAACCUAUGAACAAACCAUACAUGAUUUACAUGUAUAUUGAUGCCAGUGAACUGUGAUAUUUUUUAUUGUACUUAGCUGGUAUAAAUUGUUUAAUUCUUGGCAUUAAUUAUUGUUGUGGAAUUUUUAAAUAAAAUUUUAGUACAAAAAUGUU